Molecule: messenger RNA, 603 nt
Organism: Funneliformis caledonium
Lineage: Eukaryota; Fungi; Glomeromycota; Glomeromycetes; Glomerales; Glomeraceae
Source: the annotation of a GenBank genome assembly
AUGACAAAAGCAUGUCAUCAACUAUUCCAAGUAAACAAGAAUCCAUCAGAUCCUGAUAUUGAACAAGCUUUCAAAUCACAAGUUCAAACGGAUUGUUCUCAAAAGAUGCAGGAGCUUAUCAUUUCAAACGAAUGGAUCAAUUUAUGGAAUGCUAAUCAAUUUGCUAGUCCUGAGGAAGUUAGAUGUUGGAAAAAUUCGGAAAGAGUUAAAAAAGCAAGACACAAUCUCUGGAAUAAAAUGGAUGAUAAUGAUCCAGAUUCACCAUUUGUCAUUGAGGCUAUUUUACAAAAAGCAUUUACUAAAGGAGAAUUGCAAAAUCAAGACAAUAUCAAAUUUAGUAUCACGGUAGCACUGAUGUUUUUAGAUCUGACUUAUAAUCAGGUUGAGAUUUUGUCCUCAAAAGUACAAGAACGUAUGAACCAAUGGGAUUCUAAUCCAAUUAUACAAAGAUGGGUAAAAGAUGACGGAAUAGAAGAACCGUUAGAAGAUGGUAGAAUAGAAGAACCGUUAGAAUAUGACAUAAUGGAUCAUAAUGGUAACAAAUCAUUUGUACCCUCUGAUAAUGAGUCUGAGAAUUCUAAUGGUCAAGAGAGCGAUUCAUAA